UCCUCUCUGCGUCUGAGACGGGCUGCAGACAUGGAGGCGCAGCGGAGCUUCUUCCGGAAGGUGGACGUGCCGGACCACGCACACUACAUCGUGGCCUUCUUCGUGCUGAUCAUCGGCGCGCUGGGGGUGGCGGGGAACGCACUGGUCAUCUUCGCCUUCUACAGCAACAAGAAGCUCCGGACCGUGCCCAACUAUUUCAUCAUGAACCUGGCCGUCAGUGACUUCCUCAUGGCCAUCACGCAGUCCCCCAUCUUCUUCAUCAACUGUCUGUACAAGGAGUGGGUGUUCGGCGAACUGGGGUGUAAGAUGUAUGCCUUCUGUGGGGCUCUUUUUGGGAUCACCUCCAUGAUCACCCUGUUGGCCAUCUCCAUCGAUCGCUACCUGGUCAUCACCAAGCCCCUCCAGGCCAUCCAGUGGACGUCCAAGCGCAGGACUUCCCUCGCCAUCGUCCUGGUCUGGCUCUACUCACUGGCCUGGAGUCUGGCUCCUCUUGUUGGCUGGAGUUCAUACAUCCCAGAGGGCCUGAUGACAUCAUGUACCUGGGACUAUGUCACCUCCACCUCGGCUAACAAGAGCUACACGCUGAUGCUGUGCUGCUUCGUCUUCUUCAUCCCGCUGGGCAUCAUCUCCUACUGCUACCUCUUCAUGUUUCUGGCCAUCCGCAGUGCCGGCCGGGACCUGGAGAAGCUGGGGACGCACAUCCGGAAGUCGACGCUGGUCCAGCAGCAGUCCAUCAGGAACGAGUGGAAGCUGGCGAAGAUCGCCUUCGUGGUCAUCAUCGUGUACGUCCUGUCCUGGUCUCCGUACGCCUGCGUCGCCCUCAUCGCCUGGGCUGGGCAUGCCAAUCUCCUGUCCCCGUAUUGCAAAUCAGUCCCAGCAGUCAUCGCCAAAGCAUCUGCCGUCUACAACCCCUUCAUCUACGCCAUCAUACACACCAAAUACAGGACGACCCUGAUGGAGAACGUGCCCUGCCUGAACUGCCUGUCCCGCCCCUCCCGGAAGGACUGCCUGUCCGGGUCCAACAGCGAGGCCUCCUGCUGGGACUCCGUCAUCAGCCGCCAGGCCUCCAGCACCAGGACCAUGCUCCGCCCGGGCUCCUCCAUGUCCACCGGCAACAUGGGGUGCAGCGACGUGGAGCUGGACCCGCUGGACAGUCGGCCCCUCUCCUUCCGAAGCGGGACGUCCUGCGGCCUGUCCCGGGACAGGGACCAGAGCCAGCCCUCCCGCCUUGGCAAGGCCAAAAGCUGCUCUGCCGUCAUUGAGCAGAAGCAGCAUCAGGCCCCCGCCCUGGUGAGGGACUCGCUGAGCAGCUGCAAGCACAGUCUGGGGUCGGGCUCGGUUUCCAUGGCGAUUGCCCUCCUGCCGGGCACAGGGGGGGCAGGCCGAGGCGGCGGGAGGCAGGACGGAGAGCUGGGCGGCGGCGACGGCGGCGGCUACGCGGGAGAGAGUGGGUGGGGGGGCGCUGGCCGCAGAAAUGGGCAGAGCUCGACCGGGUCGGGCCCGGAGCCGGACAGCCCCCCCUGCUCCGGCCCCCCCCUCCCCCCAUCGCCAGAGAGCAGCCUGGCCGCCAACGUCUGGCUCGGCCACCAGAGCCUGAACUGCUCCACUGAGCUGCCGGAGUCCGAAGACAACUUCCUGUCCUGAGUCCGCGGGCAACUUCCUGUCCUGAGUCCGCGGGCAACUUCCUGUCCUGAGUCCGCAAAGACAAGGAUCCACUCGCCUCUUUUCUUUGUGAUUUUUUUAUAUAACACUGAGAAAAGUCACUUUUUCAAGCACCUUCCUGGGGGACAUGGAAGAGAAGGACCCUGGCUCCAGAUUUGACUAGAAUUUGAUACAUCAAGUUAUCCAAAGCUUUUUUUUUUUUUUGUCCUUUGAGGUAUAAAUUAGCUCAACUGCCAUAUGAAAUGGUGCCUAAAUGGUUCCUUUUUGAUGAAUUCGGACCGCGUUUUGGAGAAUUUUUAUAAUUUUUUUGCUUCUGUGAUUUUAAUAAAUGCCAGACCAGUGACCAGGAGGACGUCGCAAAGCAAUAAAGGAAUUUCCUGUGCGCCUGCUGGCCUCGACCUGUGAGCUCCUGGUUGUGUCACUGACCAGGGGUGCGUUCUCAGAGGGAGAAGGCAAGAGUGACGGCCAUUUGACAGAUGACAGAUUUGGGGCCCUUCCCCCUCCCCUCCCAGAUUUCUUCAUCAGGGCUGCCAUACCAGAACUGAAGAUCCGCAUCAAAUUGAUCUCAUACUGCUUUGCUGGAACAAGAGAAAACCACCAGCAGACGGCUCAUAAAAAGUGAUAAUGCAAAAAUGUUUUACACCAAAUCAUCAAGUUUUUAAAAGUUUUAUCCACUAGAAGUAGCACUCCAACGAAGAAGCGCUUCAACAAAGAAAACGGUGAUUUCAUUUUCUUGUACUGCCCCACUGUUGUGGACUAAUGUGAGUGCCCUGGCUCCUUACCCUUUGAACCCUAUGGGAUUAUUUACCAUUUCAUCACACUGAUGUUCUGUUCUACUUCUACGUCUCUUACUGUCUUUAUUUUAUUGCUACACCGUUGGUGAGCGCACAACAUCUGUCAUGAAGGCUCAUGAAUAUAUAAAUGAACCAGCCUAUUUUACAGUUUUCAUAGUCUUGAGUGAACACUGCCACCCACUUGUCAGGAGGACAAACGACACAAUUCCCCUACUUUUGAUGAAUGUUGCCAAUCCUUCCGAUUUUUGGAAUUCCUCCUCCUCCCUCUCAUUGUGUUGUCG
Anguilla anguilla (European eel) is the source of this 2737-nucleotide messenger RNA. RefSeq names its product melanopsin-B-like. Gene Ontology annotation, cellular component: membrane. NCBI's taxonomy places the organism in Eukaryota, Metazoa, Chordata, Actinopteri, Anguilliformes, Anguillidae. Gene Ontology annotation, molecular function: G protein-coupled receptor activity. Gene Ontology annotation, biological process: G protein-coupled receptor signaling pathway; visual perception. Bases 31 to 1644 code for a protein of 537 amino acids. The record is from RefSeq and is a predicted model, not a curated record. The transcript is spliced from 10 exons.